Hylaeus anthracinus is the source of this 2971-nucleotide messenger RNA. RefSeq names its product chromosome transmission fidelity protein 18 homolog (gene cutlet). The transcript has 11 exons. The coding region runs from base 117 to 2858 and encodes 913 amino acids. Gene Ontology annotation, molecular function: ATP binding; ATP hydrolysis activity. The record is from RefSeq and is a predicted model, not a curated record. Lineage: Eukaryota; Metazoa; Arthropoda; Insecta; Hymenoptera; Colletidae.
ACCUGGUGCCACCACAAAACCCGCUACAGAGCGGCAGGUUCUGAAUGGGUCUGGAUAGCUGUUUGUGUUUACUUCAACUGUUCGUAAUUAUAGAGUAUUAAAAAUCAAUUUUAAUUAUGGAUCCCGAGUUCCCUGAUCCGGACGAAGAAUUUGAUUUAGAUCACGAAGACGAGUAUGAAGUUUUGAGAGAAAUAGAAGAACUGGAAAGAAAAAAACUCGCACAAUCUCAUGAUAAAGCUGAAGACAGUAAAGAAUCGAAUGCACCAAAACCCAGUGGAUCUGAGGAAUUCAAUGCAUCUCCUUUUAAUGUAUAUAAAGAAUUAAAUAAAUCUACGCCUAGUACACACAUAGAAUUAAAUACUCCUGUGUCUAAUAAAUAUGACUAUGGAAAUAUUCCAAGCACUAGUAAAGGAAUUGAACAUAGCCAUAACUCUGAAGUAGACAACACAAAAAAACGGACUUACGAUGAACUGUUUGGGGAUAUUUCAGAUUUAUUAGAUGUAAACGGUUUUGUUGAUACUGCAGAACCAAAAGACAAAAAACCACGAUGGGAUUGUCCUGACGAUAUUAUUAAAACAGUAUUAGAUGCCAGAGAUAGAUUCCAUGAACAGAAUAAUGGAGUUUCUAUUAAAAACAAACAUUUUGAAGAGAAGAAAGAUUCGAUAUCUUUGCGAGUUCCGCGUUGGAAUUUUGUAGCUGUAACUAGGCCACAUGAUGCGCAGCGUAUAUAUAUUAGAAUGCAGAAUGACAAAGACUACACUGCAAAAACGAAUACACAAUCAUUUUCCAAUCUAUUAUCUGUACCUUAUAAUCAACUGAAGGUUGAAGCUGAAGAAAUUAUGAUACAAAAUGGUAAACGUGCCAGUCGUGAAAAUUCUGAUCCGUCUGCGCCGGAACUCGUGCAGAAUAACGUUGGUGAGCUAUGGGUCGAUAAGUAUCGGCCUAGAUCUUACCUAGAAUUACUCUCGGAUGAAAGCGUUAAUAGGAAUUUAUUACACUGGAUAAAACUGUGGGAUAAGGUGGUGUUUAACCGAAAUUAUGUCCAAAGUAAAAAAAAAAAAAAUUAUUCAACAUUUAAAAAUAAAAGAUUUAUGAGUGAAAAAUUUACAACUGAAAAAGAUAUCGAAGAAGUAGAUGGCAAAGGUUUUCCAAUCCAGAGAAUAGUAUUGCUUAGCGGGCCGCCUGGAUUAGGAAAAACUACAUUAGCUCAUUUAGCAGCUAAGCAUGCUGGUUAUAACGUGGUUGAAAUCAAUGCAAGCGACGAAAGAAGUCCAGACGCUUUCAGACAAGUCCUGCUUGCAUCAACGCAAAUGAAAGCUGUAAUGGGCAGUGACCCACGGCCGAAUUGUCUAAUUUUAGAUGAAAUUGAUGGUGCACCAGCAGCAUCAAUCGACCUCUUGCUCAAAUUUGUACAGGGUAAACUAAUUCCAAAAGGAAAAAAGGAUAAGGGAAAAGGUAAUAAACAAGCAAAUACUUGUCAUCGUCCUGUUAUAUGCAUUUGUAACGAACCAUAUACUCCUUCUCUAAGAGCUCUUAGAAUGGCUGCACUCAUUAUACCGGUACCAGAAGUAAGUCCUGCAAGAUUAGCAGAUAGAUUAAUGGAAAUAUCGCAAAAGGAAAAUUUAAAAGUAAAUGCUGAUGCUCUCUUAAGAUUAGCAGAAAUAUCCGGUUGCGACGUUAGGUCAUGUUUGGGUGCACUGCAAUAUAUGGGUGGUGCCAAUUUAGGAGAUAAUUUAUCGUUUGCAUUAAAAGACACCCGUAAAGGAUUAUUUGAUUCUUGGAAACAAAUAUUCACGAUACCUAUGAACAGAAGCGGAAUACUUCCUAUCCCUGAAAGAGUUCGUAUGGUACUGAAAACUGUACAACAUGGCGAAUCGGAAAAAUUAGCACAAGGCAUAUUCCAUAACUAUCCGGAAAUUUGUAAUGAAAAGUUGAAUUACAUCAUUUUUUCUUUAGAAUGGUUUCAAUUUUUUGACGAAAUUUUAUCAUUCGUUGCAAGUUUUAAUGUUUGGUCUGUCAUGCCUUAUACGAAUUACGCAUUUAUCGCAUGGCACUUAAAUUUUGCCAAAGCAAAACACGCUAAGCUAUCGUAUCCCACCAUUACAUUUGAAAUAAGACAAAAACAAGAAAGAAGCAGAGGAAUUCUAACAGCUAUUCAUCGAAGUAGCGGUCGCGACACUAUAACGUUGACUGUCGAUAUUGCUCCAUUUCUACCAGACCUUUUGUCUCCGCGGUUGCGAACAGUUUCUGGACACUUACAUUCUGCUAAAGAAAGAGACGAUAUUGCUCGAUUAGUGAAUAUUCUGAUUGAAUAUGGUCUCACGUUUACGCAAGAAAAAUGCCUUGACGGAAGUUACGACUACAAACUUGAUCCUAACAUAUUUGAAGUUGGUAUUUUUCCUGAAUGUAAACAUCACCGUAUGUUAACAUACGCCGUGAAACAAAUAAUUAUUCAAGAAUUGGAAGCUGAACGGUUACGGCGAUCUGUAAAUGUAAUAAAUAACACAAAAAAUGUCACGCAGAAAAAAGACGAUGGUAAUACAAAAAAUGAUACCGAAACAAAAUCAACUGAAUCAAAAAUUCAUACAAAGCCAAAGGAAAAAGAAUCGAUAGACAAUACCAAAACGUCCAACAUACUUAAUUCUAGUGAAAAUUCUGAAACAAAAAAACCGGAAGUAAAAGAACUUGUAUAUAAAGAUUUUUUUGGAAGAGUUAUUACGGUAAAUGAAAAUAAAAAAUCGGGAAAUGAAAUCGAUGAUUCGCGUGACUUUUUAACAAAACAUGGCGUGUGGUAUAAAUAUAAAGAAGGAUUCAGCAAUGCUGUUCGUCGAAGAGUACUGAUGGAAGACCUUUUUUAAAUUGUAGCAUAUUUCUACAUAAAAUUUGAUAAUAAAUUUAUUUAUUGUAAUAAAAAAAUUUGUUUACUUGUAUUGAAUACUAACAUUAUAAAAGGUAGACAAUGUGUUUCAUU